UUUAUUUAUUUAUCUUUUUUUAUUUUUUAUUUUUUAUUUUUUUUUUUAAUUUGUUUCAAAAUAGGCACUGACGACAUAAAGGCACCCGAGCACGUGCACAGACCCCGCGGUAUCUUCCGCUCUGACUUCCCAGAGUUACAUUCCUGGAAUCCUUUUGGAAAGUCCAUCUACGACGACCCGAUCCACGCUGCUGACCGCAUCAGCACGCCAGGAUACAGGUACUUGCCAGUGCACCGCGAGAUCUACGGACACUCGCCGAGGCAGCUGUACCCACACCAGUACAAACCCGUCGAGCGCUUCGUUCCCGCAAAGCCGUUCGACGCAGACAAGGCGUGGAACGAUCACCUGAACCGUCUGGCUGAUAUCGACAAACUGUACCCGAGCAAGUCACCACUGCUGUCCCGCCACACUACUCCGUUCUCGACAAAGCCUCUCUUCGAUAUUCACGGCAACAUUCUCGAUGACCUGCUGCCGCGGUACCCGCAAUCGCUGCUGCGCGGCCACGCGAGGCCGCUGUUGAAUAUGCUCGAGCCGAAUCCUUACUCACCCAUCAGCGCCUUCUCAAGGGACCCCUGGUGGUACCCGAGCUACGCGCCGUACAUCCCCGGCUACGCCCAGCACAGCUCGCCGUUUUACCUACGUGACAGCUAUCUCAGCCCCGUCAAGCGUAACUAUCUCUGGAGUAGGCACCCACUCAGGCCUUUCGGUUCGGAAUAUUUCUAUUAUUCGCAGCCCGUUCCCGUCUAUCACUUUACCAAACCAUGGUACAAUCGACAUUGAAUACCGAACUCAUGUAUACUAGGGAUUCUGCGUCGCCCUGCCACGUGAAAGCGUAAAACACAAAACACAUAAAAUAAUUAACAAGUUCAAUCAUCAUUUUAAAAAAACAAUGUCAAAGCAGAAGUAACGAGAAUUUUACCAGAACACAAAACAGAUAUCGUCCUUAGCGAUGAAAACAAUAAAAUACAACGCACAUUACUUCUCUUCUCGCAAUUUUAUUUAUUUAUUAACAUUUUAUCGUCAUGUAAAUAAAUCUGUGCGCACAUUAUUGCUAUUUGAAAAUAAAAUCGACGAAAAAAAUUUUAUAAAACGACAA
Molecule: messenger RNA, 1096 nt
Organism: Copidosoma floridanum
Lineage: Eukaryota; Metazoa; Arthropoda; Insecta; Hymenoptera; Encyrtidae
Gene: Mf
Product: myofilin
Source: RefSeq, a predicted model, not a curated record